UUCAUGACGCAUGCCCACCAUUGUGGCAACGGAUCGCGCGAUACAAAGCUAAGCUAUCAGGCUAAUUUAUAUAGUUACUAAACUAAGUGAUAUUGAUCAAUGACCGACUUGAACCGGGUUGUAUCAUUCUAUUGACAACAAGUAGUACGGGGGGGAUCACUUGUUAAGUGCUAGUUCUGAGUUUAGCAACGUUAGCUUCUGUCCUGGUGAAUGUUUUGCUCUGAUUUCGAAGUAAAGACGAGGAAUAAGGAGUAAUCCCGGGAUCCUGACGGGUGAUGCCCUUUAUCCCUCGAGCACCCUCCUGGUUUCCGUGGUGACGGGGAGAGGGACCAUGGCCCCUGUGUCACAGGGGCAGCAGGGGCGGCGCCUGGUCAGAGAGGACUGCCUCUGUCCAGUGUGUAUGGAGAUUUACCUGGAACCAGUCACCCUGCCCUGUCAGCACACCUUCUGCAAGCCUUGUUUCCUCAAGUCGGUGGACCAGGCCACGCUGUGCUGUCCUCUGUGCCGAAAGAGGAUCUCCACCUGGGCACGCCUCAACAGCCGCAAGAAGACCCUGGUCAACGAGGAGCUGUGGAGGGAGGUGCAGGACGCUUUCCCCCUGCAGUGCCAGCGUCGCCUCAAUGGAGAGGAGGAGGUGGACGAGGGGCACGCGGAGUCCUCGAGGCCCAGAGUCUGCCAGCCAGGAGAAGUGAGGAAGGAGUACGAGGACCAGGUCUCCAGGCUGGAGGAGGAGCGUCGUGCGGGGGAGGAGGCGGAGAGCAGGGCAAGUGAGGAGUUCAUCCAGCUCCUCCUGCAGGAGGAGGAGCAGCGUUUGGCCCAGGAGAGAAGGCGGCAAGAGGAGAAACUAGAGGAGGACGAGAGGCUGGCACGCCUCCUCAGCCAGGAGCUGAACUCCUCUCCGGUGUCUGAGCCUGCUUCUUCUCAUGCCAAGAUAAAACCUGCCCCUGGACAAAUAGACAGGUUCCUGUGUCCACUGCCUCCCAGACCAACCAGUUCAGACACCAACAGGGACAACAUACUGCUCACCCCCCCACCCCCAGACAUCACCAGACCAGCUUCACCCAGACACCCGGACACCCCCCGACCGGCUCCCACAGGAGACCCAGACCAGACCAAAGCCCCCCCCGUCCUGACCCCAUCCUCCAAGAGAGGGAGCGUCCGUGUGGAGACGGGCCCAGCCUCCUCCUCCAAGAGACGCUGCUCUUCCCACCCCAGCACCUGGCCGCACCAGCAGGUCUCAGCCGGUUCUGGAGUGCGAGGGGGCGGGGAGGGGGAGGUGGAGGGGGGGGAGGGGGAGGGGGAGGUCUGUGUUCUCCUGGUGGAGGAGCUGAGCCGGCAGGAGGAGGUGCUGUUCGGCCGCCGUCAGCAGGAGGAGCAGGACCGUCUGGUGGCUGAGCUCCUCCAGAAGGAGCUGAACAAGGAGGAGCAGCGGGCCUUCACCGACCGCAGCAAAGGCUCCGCUGACCCUUACCAGCUGCGCCGCAAAGCCAGAACCCCCAGCAGAACCUCCUCCUCCUCCUCCAAACGAAAUGAGGUGGGAGCAGAGCGAAGGGCUACUCCUAACAGACAGACGGCUAGCAGCUCAAGCUCCGGCCCCGCCCCUCACCUGCCAGGGGCCAAUAAGCAGGCCUCACUAAAGGAUAUGUUCCGACGCCUCUCCAACUGAGAUCGGGACCAUCGGACCUUAGUUUCUCCCCCCGCGCUCCCUCCCUGCUAACUCUCAAUGCCAAGUACGUUAGCAUCAUAACACUGCUUGUAGCGCACAGUAUGCUGUAUGUUAGCAUCAUGACGCUGCUUGUAGCUGACAGAUUGUUAGCAUCCUAACACUGCUUGUAGCGCACAGUACGUUAGCAUCAUAAUGCUGCUUGUUGCGUCGGGUUUACAGUACGUUAGCAUUGCGCUGCCUGUGGCGCAGUGCACGUUUACAGUUCACAACAUGUGAUUGCGAGACUGAUAUGAGUUGACCUGAGUGCGAUAAGGUUUUCAUCAGCAGUUCCUCUAAAUGUUGCAGUUAUUCUGGAAAUAAACUGCCCACUGGUAGCUGUGAUGUAUUGGUCUGGUUUGUUACAGGAACUCACUGCCGGGCUACAGGACACCGGCUCACAUCAGGCCUGGAACUAUUGUCCGUUAACUACCGCUCUCUCCUUAUUCCCCCCUCAAACAAUGUAGGACAAUCCGUCCCAGGUAUGUAACCUGUCCGCAGGGCCUAAUAUAGCCACAAGAUCAGGGAAUCCAUCCUUUGACUGCUUCUGCAAAGUCUGGGUUCGCUCAGCUCAUCUUGACCAAUCGGAGAAGGAUACCAUUUUAGUGUCUGUUCCACUUGAUGUGGUGAGUCAGAUGCAGUGCUGCUUAGACCUGAGGAUCUGCUCUGUGAUUUUGCUACAGUCAGUUGGAGGAAAUAACCAAUCAACACGAGAGUCUGAGUCAUCUGAGAAGCUGAAGAGCAGCAAAGCAUUGGGGGUUAACGUGACGACAUGGCCGUUUUUGGUCCAUACCCAAACUUUAUAAAAAAUUAGUAAAUGACAUUUGACAUUGUUAUGAAGAUGCUGCUUUAUAUGAAGAUAAUGUAAUGUAAUGUGUAAUUAAAAUAUGAAUCAAUCGUG
Gadus macrocephalus (Pacific cod) is the source of this 2603-nucleotide messenger RNA. RefSeq names its product ring finger protein 168 (gene rnf168). Lineage: Eukaryota; Metazoa; Chordata; Actinopteri; Gadiformes; Gadidae. Bases 332 to 1666 code for a protein of 444 amino acids. Gene Ontology annotation, molecular function: nucleosome binding; ubiquitin-protein transferase activity. The transcript has 8 exons. The record is from RefSeq and is a predicted model, not a curated record. Gene Ontology annotation, biological process: double-strand break repair. Gene Ontology annotation, cellular component: site of double-strand break; nucleus.